Molecule: messenger RNA, 669 nt
Organism: Spodoptera littoralis (African cotton leafworm)
Lineage: Eukaryota; Metazoa; Arthropoda; Insecta; Lepidoptera; Noctuidae
Source: the annotation of a GenBank genome assembly
AUGAGUUUUCUGGGGAAGUUGUUCGGUGGAAAGAAGGAAGAAAAGGGCCCGACGACACAUGAAGCUAUUCAGAAAUUACGCGAGACGGAGGAGCUAUUGCUGAAAAAACAGGAGUUUCUAGAGAAGAAAAUCGAUAUAGAAAUACAGACAGCUAGGAAAAAUGGCACAAAGAAUAAGCGAGCGGCGAUCGCAGCUCUUAAGCGUAAGAAGCGUUACGAGAAGCAGUUGACACAGAUCGAUGGAACUCUCACUCAAAUUGAGGCGCAGCGGGAGGCGCUGGAGGGCGCCAACACCAACGCCCAAGUACUGAACACCAUGCGCGAUGCUGCUAACGCCAUGAAAUUGGCUCAUAAGGAUAUCGAUGUAGACAAGGUGCACGACAUAAUGGACGAUAUCGCGGAACAGCACGACAUCUCGCGGGAGAUCACCGACGCUAUCAGCAACAACGUGGCAUUCCCCAACGAUAUCGAUGAGGACGAGCUCGAGAAGGAACUCGAGGAGUUGGAACAGGAGGAUCUGGACAAAGAGAUGCUGGGCAUCAACGUGCCCACGGACAAGUUGCCGGACGUGCCCACAGCGGAUCUGGUCCACGACAAGCCCAAGCCCAGCAGGUCCAAGCAGACCGAGGACGACGAAGAACUUGCACAGUUGCAGUCUUGGGCCACAUAA